AUGAGUACAACUUAUGGAGAUUGCUCAAAACCAAAGAAAUCUAAGACAUCUGAGGAAAUCACUUUCACAUCUUACUGGGCUCACUUACCAUCCCUAUUGUUACAUGAUAUUUUCGAUUUGUUGAACAGAAGAGACAGGAGAAAUGCGUCUGCUGUUUGUAAACACUGGAGACAGAACAGCUUUCAUCCAAAAUGGUGGCCCACAAUGAAAUUCAGAUUGGAAAAUAAUGAUGAAGAAAAGUCCAGAUUUUUCACCAACACAUUUGGGCAUAUUGUGGCAGAAGCAAAUAUUACACUGAAUUCUUUAUCUAGCAAGUCUGUUGAAGAGUUCAUCCAAUUGUUACAUCAACUAAUAAGAAACAAUAAUUUGAAAAGUAUAAUUAUUGAACCCAGCCACUGCCGAUUGGAAUUACCUAUGAACCAAAGUGGCAGCAUAUAUGAUGGGGGCUUGGAAGAAAUCAUAAGUAUCUUGAAAACAUGUUUAUUAACACGUCUAAACAAAUUCAGUAUAGGUUGCAUUGAGGAUUUAUGUCUUUAUAUCAAAGAUAUAUUGGAAAAUCUGAAUCCUUCAUAUGUAACACACUUAGGACUAGCAUCUGUCAAAGAUGAUCCUGAUAAAUACCAAGCAAACUAUUUCGACCCUAAACUGAUUGCCCCAUUCACAAAAUUACAGGUAUUGAGUAUAGACUAUGAUCAGUUAUCUGAUGAGUUCUUAUCAAAAUUAGAUUCUGCAAAGCAAUUGGAAAGACUAAUAGUCCAUCUACAUGGUGUGCGAAAAAAUCAUCCUGGUACAACUAACCAGGCUUGGAUGGAUUUUAGUCACCAACAUCCUAGAUGUGAAUUACGUUUGACAGUAAUACAUGCUUUUGAAGAUAUUGAUAAUCUUCAUGAGACUGUGAUGAGGCAACAUAUGCCUCUUUCCCACCUCAAAGUGUUUUUUUGUGAACAGGUGAACUUACAGAUUGUCGAGAAUCUUUCAAACUACGCAGACACCCUCCGCAGUGUCUUAUGGGUAGACUCUUUGAGUAAUAGCGACAACAGUUGGAUCCUCGUCAAACCAUGGCUCGACGAAAGUCCAGAUCCGUUCGUGUUGACAGCGUGGUUGUGCAAAAAUUUGGAAGAAUUCGUCUUUUUUGGCUACAAAUAUUGGGAAGAGAAUCUGAUAGCUAUUGGUAGAUUGCGCGGCGGGAAUUUGAAGAGAUUAGAAAUAGCUGAACCUGAUAUUAUCUAUCCACCAGGUCCCCAUGUGGAGAACGCUCUCUUGGAGUAUUAAGAAAAGAUAACAUUUGGCAACAUCGCAUCACGGCGACCAGCGCUCACCGUUAAACAGUUGGACGCAUUAUGAAAGAUAUUCCAGCGGAGACUAGCAAAGACGUACGGUAGCCGAAUCAUGUUGCCAUUCACAUGCCCUAUAUGUAACGAUUUGGCGAACAAUCUGUAGGUAUAACAGGUAAUAUACCGAUCACUGACAUUACUAUCUAGACCGCUAUAUGUCAU
Molecule: messenger RNA, 1496 nt
Organism: Phaedon cochleariae (mustard beetle)
Lineage: Eukaryota; Metazoa; Arthropoda; Insecta; Coleoptera; Chrysomelidae
Source: the annotation of a GenBank genome assembly